Molecule: messenger RNA, 3969 nt
Organism: Salvelinus namaycush (lake trout)
Lineage: Eukaryota; Metazoa; Chordata; Actinopteri; Salmoniformes; Salmonidae
Gene: abhd12
Product: abhydrolase domain containing 12, lysophospholipase
Exons: 13
Coding region: 299-1468 (389 amino acids)
Biological process (GO): phosphatidylserine catabolic process; monoacylglycerol catabolic process
Cellular component (GO): endoplasmic reticulum membrane
Molecular function (GO): phosphatidylcholine lysophospholipase A1 activity; monoacylglycerol lipase activity
Source: RefSeq, a predicted model, not a curated record
CUGCUCUGAUUGGCUUAAAUGGGAACCCAGGGGAAAGGUUGAUUUGAUCAGCUGGUCUCUGCAGAUAUCGGACUUCUACAAACAAUGUAGCUAGCAAAAGUGCUGAUUGUCAGCGGUGCUGGAGGAGAAAACAACGGCACCCUGACCUCAUCUUUACCCGGCUUCUUACCGAGAAUUCGUUGCCAAACUACAUCACCGGCGCUGUCUAGUAUUGCUGUCAAAUCAAAUGCAAUAGUGAUAGACGGUGUUACACCUCCUUUGUCGCUUUUCUUUCACAUUGUGCUUUUACAUUUCAGUGAUGCGAAAGCGAAAUAACUCGCUCACCGUGGACCAUGACAGCUCUUCCACCAACACAUUGCUUGACAGCAGUCCGGAUUUAAACUACUGUCACAAGAGAGGGGAAGGGGUUCCUGAGCCUUGUGUACCAUCUAGGUCGGAAUCGGACAAAACAAUGGGCAGACCAUUUCGAAGAUAUGGCCUAAUGGGCAGAUUGAAGAGGAUCCUCCUGUGGGUGCUGGGAGUCUACAUAACCAUCCCCUUCAUCGUCAAACUAUGCCCCUCCAUUCAGGCAAAACUAGUAUUUUUAAAUUUUGUGCGGCUGCCCUAUUUCAUUGACUUGAAAAGGCCACAAGACCAUGGCUUGAACCACACCUUUAACUUCUACCUGCAGCCAGAGACUGGUGUCAACAUUGGUGUAUGGCACACAGUUCCAGACCAGAUGUGGAAAGAGGCGCAGGGGAAGGACAGAGAGUGGUAUGACAGUACCUUUAAAUCCCCCUAUCCAGUCAUGCUGUACCUUCACGGCAACGCAGGGACAAGAGGAGGGGACCAUAGAGUUCAGCUCUACAAGGUCCUUAGUUUAUUAGGCUACCACGUAGUCACAUUUGAUUACAGAGGUUGGGGUGAUUCAGACGGGAGCCCCUCUGAGGGAGGCAUGACGUCAGAUGCCCUGUUCCUCUACCAGUGGGUGAAGGAGAGGGUGGGGAGCAAACCCCUCAACGUCUGGGGCCACUCACUGGGGACAGGGGUGGCCACUAACCUAGUCCGACGUCUGUGUGACAGAGGGACGCCCCCAAACUCCUUAGUCUUGGAAUCUCCAUUCACCAACAUCCGAGAGGAGGCCAAGAGCCACCCCUUCUCUAUGGUCUACCGGUACCUUCCAGGCUUUGAAUGGUUCUUUUUAGAUACCAUAUCAGCAAACGACAUUCGAUUUGCCAGUGACGAAAAUGUGGACCACAUAUCCUGUCCAUUGCUUAUCCUUCAUGCCGAGGAUGACUCAGUCGUGCCCUUUCAUCUAGGGAAGAAGCUGUACAACAUUGCUUCCCAGUCCAAGAGCCUGAGUGGACACAAGCUUCAGUUCAUCCCCUUUCCUGUCUCUCUGGCUUACAAGCACAAGUUCAUCUACAGGAGUCCUGAGCUGCCACACAUACUCAGUGACUUCCUUGGCACGACUCAUCCCCAUGCAUAACCGACAAGAACAUUUCCACCUGUCCAUUGUUUCCUCUUACACCACACACACACACACACGCAUGCACACACACACACAAACUCUUUCACUGUAUGCUUUAUGGUUGGUGUACAUAUCUCAUAAAACAUUGAAAUGUACACGCAUGGACUGAAGAAGAUGCAUCCAUUCCUUUAUUUAGCAUUCCUUUGACACCUAAAAUUCCUGCAAGACAUAAACGGAACACUGGCAAAGAGCAAGGGAUGGACAACUGGCUUGGCUUGUUGUCAAGGUUACACAAACCAAGAGGAUGGCUUGAGCACAAAGAUGAAAUAUGCACGCAUUUUAAGGAGCCAAGACAAACAUCAUGGAGUGGGAAGAACAGUGGAUUGAGCAGGGAAGCAGUGUUUUUAAUUGCACAAUGUUUGGGGAAUAGACAUUCAUACACAGGGCGAGGAAGGAGAAAGUUUUUCGUUUUACAACUCAUCUGCAGCACAGAGCAAGUUCUGUCAAUACCAGUCCAGUUUAUUUUCCCAAUUUUAUUUUUGUUACAUUACAGAUCAUGAUAUAAGUGCAUCUAUUAUUAUAUUUGACUGAUCUCAGAUGAGAAGUUUUGGACUCUAGCUUUUCUCUAUUUAAGGAAAUAUAUAACUUGAAUUAAAUAUUAUACAUUUUACCUAACAUUAUUGGUUUUGGGCUUGUCAGUCUCAUUAUUUUCCGCCUUAAAGAGAAGACUAGUCAUGUUAUUUUAGAACCCCUUAGGACACUUCAGGGCAAGCUCAUGAAUUUUAAGAUUUCAGGGAGGAAAUUAACUGAAGAGCUAAGGUUUAAGAAAUAUGAUUUCCACUUUCCAAUUAUAGCCUACCUCAAAGCAAAAAUACCAUAUUAAUGAUUCGGUGCAUAGUAAAGUGUUUACCUAAACUGAGAAGACCUAAUGGAAAUUUUAAUUCCAAAUCUCUUAGUGCUAAAACACAAUCACCCAGCUAGUGGUUAUUCCUGUUCAAUCUUAGAAAGUGGUGUGUGAGUGACGGUGCAUAUUCCAUUGGUGUGGUCAGAGGAAGACUAAAGACCAUUUUUUUAUGUUCUCUUCGGCUUGAUAGCAAUUGACCGGUGGUACCAAAAUGUAGGAUGGAGCCAGAGAGGAGUGUGGCUGGGCAGCACCUGCAGUCUGGGAAUGUCAGUGUGCCCAUCCAUCCAAUGCACUUAACACUGCUGAGUAAACAGUAAAUUACCCCAAAGUUACUUUUUGCACAUCAGUGUCCUACUAGUUGAUGCUGACUGGUUUUUCUUCAAUUAGGGCUACCCCACACUGGUAAUGCUUGUUUGUAAUUUAUUGACCAAAGUACACGGUUUCUGUUCUACACUUUUUCAAAUUGUAUACACGGUAUAACAUUUUGUUAUUAAAUGAAUGGUGAGUGGCCAGUUCUCUAUUUUGGUGGUCAUUUUCCCCUCUGGAUAUGAUGUUGAAAUGUAACAGUUUUCACCAGCUAUUUCUCAGUCUCUGCAAUAAAGCAACACAAUGGAUGGUAUGGCCACCAGGUCAUCCAAAACGAGUUAUCUCUUGUGGGGAAUUCAAUGCAUAGUAUGAAAUGCAUCAGGUUAGGAAGUGCCCUCAGAUUGUCAGGUUACUGUCUGUACUUUAAGUUCUUUAAUCACACAAUGUAAGAGGGUAAAGGCAGCGAUACAGGGUUAAUGGUCAGCUGUUCUAUAGCUUUGGAAUGGAAAGUGGACACUGGAUAAAUAUCCUCUUCAAUUUAGAAAUCAGAUGUAUUUAUAUAUGCAUGUACAAGUGGAUGAGUAUUGUUAGAUGGAGAGACUGUAUGCAUUUCCCAGUUAAGACUGAACAUGUAUAAUGAUUCUCAGAUGACAACUUUAAGCUGCGAAGCAAUCUGAUAAAAAUUAAAACAUUUUGUACAGGUAUGUGUGCUUUUCAGAGAUGCAAUUUCCAACGGAGGGCAUCUUUUGAAUCACCUACUCAAAUGGAGUCAUUGUGGAGGAAGGACAUGGUUGAAUUAGCAGGGUAGACUUGUCAUUUACACGCCAUAAUCAGACUUCACCUCCAAGACUGUGUGGCUGCAGUGCAGUAGAGCUCUCAUCUUGAUUAACCAAACCAGGCUCUUUGAGUCAACUUCUGAGCCCUUUUCAUACACUGAUAUCAUCUAACGUUAAUGUGACAAGUGAAGUUUGCUUGUAUUGCUUCUUGUCAAUGAAGGGGCCUUAGCAUAUUGUGCUUGACCUUUUCCAGUAAUGUACAUGGUGUCUGCUGCCCUUUGCAAUAUAUCUCAUUCUCGCUGUGUGUAGAAACGAGUGACUCAGACAUGUGGGCUGGUAGAUUGAAUAUACCUCACAAGAGUUGGGUUAAGAAGUGUAACAACUCAUGUUGGAGCCUGCAUAGUCAACAUUUAUCUUUUUUGUCUAUAGUUCAAAAUAUCUUGAUUUUUUUGGUAUCUACUAUACCGGUCUGGACAUACAAAGAAUUAUGUACAUAUGCUUGUUAAGUAAUUGAAUUAAAAAUAUGAAGUGGA